Molecule: messenger RNA, 432 nt
Organism: Lingula anatina
Lineage: Eukaryota; Metazoa; Brachiopoda; Lingulata; Lingulida; Lingulidae
Product: L-rhamnose-binding lectin ELEL-1
Source: RefSeq, a predicted model, not a curated record
AUGGAAGUUCCCAUUUCAAGGAGAAAUUUGAUUCGUUUUAUCUCUUUGUUGUUGGUGGUUUUGGUACUGAGCAAAUAUGGCAAUGCAGGGAAGGAACUGCAACAUGGGAGGAAUGUUCCUACAAGGAGGUUGCCCUACCAUGCUUUUGCUUGCGAAGGUUCCGUCCUCCACCUUGACUGCAGUGGUGACGGGGGUGUCAUCCGGGUGAUGCGCGCCACCUAUGGCAGGUUGUCAUUGGCAAUAUGCAAUGAUCGCACUGUUGCCAAUGCUAUGGAUUGGAAUACAAUAUGCAUGUCACGGCGAUCAAGGAGAAAAGUCCGCCAUCUUUGUCAGAGCAAAACUUUCUGCACUAUACCGGCUAGUAAUGAUGUGUUUGGGGAUGCCUGUCCUGGAACACCAAAAUAUGUUCAGGUUGAAUACAGGUGCAGAUGA